AUGGCCAUAAGCGAAUCUUUCGUAACGUUACCAAUGAAAGCUGGCAAAAACCUCACUCAGCAGAGUGUACUUGUGGUAUGUGAAACUGUGUCUAGUUUACUGACGCCGGUGGUGGAAAUAAGUCAAGGCAAGUUGCGAGGAUCGAGAAGCUUGUUCGGACAAAACCGGUAUUAUAACAUACCUUAUGCAGUUGCUGCCAGAUUUCAGAAACCAAAGGAACCGUCAAAAUGGCAUGGUAUAUUCGAUGCUAUUCAUAGCAGUCUACAACUGAGGUGUCCACAGUGGAGGAAGUUUUUUGUUUUCGGAAAAGAAGAGUGCCUUUAUCUCGAUGUCUUCUCACCAGAGUGGGCAACACCAAGAAGCAAACUACCCGUCAUGGUCUACCUCCACGGCGGCGCUUACUACAUGGGUGCAAAAAAUCUCUAUGACCCAGAAUUUCUAGUAGUCAAAAACACUGUCGUCGUUACGGUCAAUUAUCGGCUCGGCGUUCUUGGGUUCUUAUGUUUAAAUGGAAUAUCUAAUUUGGGACUUCGAGACCAAGUCGCUGCUUUAAAGUGGAUACAAAAGAAUAUUGCAGCAUUCGGUGGCGAUACAGAAAAUGUCACCCUAUGUGGGGAGAGUGCGGGUGCUAGCUCGGCGGCAUUUCAUCUACUUUCAGAACUUAGCAGAGGAUUAUUCCAUAAAAUGAUUCUCAUGAGUGGCACAGCCUUGUCUGUUUGGGCAUUUAAUCAAGAAUCUACUGAACCAGCGUUUAAAGACGCGAGCAAAAUUUCAGAAGUAAAUUCAGAUGAAGAUGUUUUUAAAGUAUUUACGGAAGCUCCACUAGAAACGUUAAUAAAAGCAACCAAGGACACAUCAGUUAAUCCUAGAUAUUUCAAAUAUUCCCCAUGCGUGGACUCUCACAAUCCAGAUCCGUUCUUCAGGGACACUCCAUACAAUAUAAUGAAAUCGGGUAACUUUAAUAGUGUCCCUGUUAUGAUGGGCUUCACUGAAUCGGAGGGAUCUUACUUCUAUGGAUUAUUGGAUGAGUCUUCGGUCGCCAAUCUGAAUGACAAUUUUGCCGAUAUGAUACCAUCAUUAUUUUCAUGGUGUCCCAACAAUAGACAGCAAGUGGCAACACUCCUACGAUCUCACUAUUUUGGAUGCGGUAAUAUUACAAUGAAUUCCGUAAACAAUUUGGUUCGAUUUUAUUCUGACUGGGUGGCGUAUGCUGCUAUUCUAGCAUUCUCUAAAGUCUUAACUAAGUUUUCUAACAAACCUGUCUAUAACUAUUUAUUCGCCUAUGAGGGUGACAGAGAAUUUGCGAAAAUCUUUAUAAGAGACCUUAAAGGCCCUGUCCAUGCUGGAGAGUUGUUCUACAUUUUCAAACCCUUCGGGAUUUCAAUGUUACUUUCAACGAGGGAUGAAAGAUUUAUUGUUAAAUUUACUACGAUGAUGACAAACUUCAUGAGAUAUGGGAAUCCAACACCAAAGACUUCCAAGCUGCUACCAUGGCCUCCUGCGACGAAAAAUGCUUCAAACAUUAUGGUUCUAGAUCAGAAACUCUCUGUUUUAAAGCAACCAUAUAAGCGUCACACUGGUGAGUUUUUCCUAAAUCUGCUCUGCACAUAUGGAGAAGCUGGUUAUGUACCCUGUGACAGUUCUCAAAUAUGCUUGAAAAAUUAA
Messenger RNA from Pieris macdunnoughi, 1665 nucleotides. The record is from the annotation of a GenBank genome assembly. Lineage: Eukaryota; Metazoa; Arthropoda; Insecta; Lepidoptera; Pieridae.